AAAUUUCCGGCCACAUCGUCCCAUAAGGAAUAAACUUCUAUUUACGUCUCUCUUCUCUGAUUAUACAUUGGUCUAACAAAAAUUUUUUAGUGUAUUCUUUAAUUUUCGUGACGUAGUUCUUCAAGAAAAGACAUUCUAUAUAUUUUACCAUUAUUUAUAUAUAUUUUAUAAGUCAUUUACAAAAAACAAAAAAAAUUCAUAUGUCUUAAAAAGUAGCAUUAUUCAAGUAAUUUUUAGGAUCAAUAAACAUUUAGAGUAUAAAACUAAUACAAAAAGUUGCUUGCAUUGUUGUUGUUUUCGAAGACGUGAAUUAUCAAAAGCUAUAAAACAGAAAUAACAAUUAUAAUCAUUCUUGCAUGAAAAGAUGACAUUCACGCCAUUCCAAAAAUAUUAAUAUCGUAUCUUUCAUUUGUACUCACAAAAUUUAUAUUCAAAAUAUAAGAAUUUAUACAGAACAAAUUUUUAUCAAUGAUCUUCUAAAGACAAGUAUGAAUUGAAUAAAUAUAGUCUUGACUCUGACAUUAAUCAAUGACUCAUCCGGUAUCAAAGAAACAUGGAAAAAGAUAAGAUUUGGUUGUUACUAUGUAAACCUUGCUCGGUGACGUUAAAAAAAUUACCAGAUUCAGUUAUUAAUAAAUGGAGAAAAAGGACUACACAACAUCGUCAACCUUAUGCGAGUCGUAAAAGAUCAGGAGAUAAAGAAAUAUAUAAUUGCAGAUUAUUGAGACCUAAAAGGAAACUACAAUAUAGUCAAGAUGCUAUUGAUUGUAUCCCAUAUCCGUACGAUGAUGAAGAUGAAAAAGAUGAAUACAAAAAAAAUGAGAAUGAAAAUAUUAAUCUCGGUGAAUUAGUGAUAAAAUCCAACAAUUCACCACCAUUGCCAAAGAUAAAUGAGGAUGAUAGUAUCACUCCAGUGUGGAAAUACAAACGAAAAAUAACAAAAAUCUCCACAAAUUUAAAUGAAAAAAUACAUGACAUUGAUAAUCAUCAAUCAUCAAUUCAACAAGCAUUGCAAGAUUUAAGGUUCAAUGAAGGUAAUGAGACUAAUAUUAAAGCUCCAAUGAAACGAGAAUUGAAAAUAAUUUUAUGGAGAUUAGAAGAUUUGAAUGAUAAUGAUGUUUAUUUAAAUGCAUGGAAGUCUAAAAAUAAUUUACAAAAAACUGCAAAUAAAGUUUUUAUAAACCAAGAAAUAGUUCAAGAAAAUAUAUUGAAUAAUAAUUCUUGCAAAUUGAAAGUGAAAUGUAAAUUAUCUUCAAAAUCUUCCGAAUCAAAUAGCAAUAUAAGUUCUAUUGUAUUAAGAACAGAAAAAGAAAUACCUGAUAAAACUACUUUUAUUACAUCUGCAAAUUUGCAAAAAUCUUCCAUAGGGAUUACUAAGAAUGAGACAUUAAUAAGUAUGUCGGAAAAAGAAAGUAAUCUCAGUGAUAAUGUACAAAAAGUGAAUGAAAAAAAAAUAAUCAGAAUUGUUAAUAACGAUGAUUCUGUUGACGAUGAAUUAAUUAUAGAUGUUGAAAAUAAUGAAGAAACAACAACUAAAACGAUUUCUGAUACUGAUAUAAACAUUAUUACAAAUACAACUUCUACGAUUAUUUGUUCAUGCCAUUCUGAUAAUCGAUUAAAAAAUGAAUCUAUUGUUCAAAUAGAAAUGGUUCUUUAUUGUGAAAUAUGUAAUACGCUAUUUCGACGAAGUGAAUGUUUUGAAAUUCAUUAUCGUUAUAGUUCUAAAUGUAACAAUAAACGUGGAAAGGGUAGAUUACCCAAGUUAUUUUGUAGCACGUGUCGAGUAAUUCUUCAUUCAUUAUCAGAGAUGCGUAAGCAUUUAGAAGAGCACGCUAAUAUUAAUUUUCAUCGCACUGUUACAUUUGUCUGUAAUAUAUGUCGAGUUGUAUUUUUUGGUGUUGGCACUGUAUUUUGUACUCAUUGGUUUACUCAUGAAAAAGAUCCUACAUUUGUUGCAAGCCGUCACUCUUUUCCAAAAUUGUGUGUUUCACAUCAAGGAAUAAAACCAGCCGGUGCUGGAAUAAAUGAACAAUAUCUUUUUGUAGCUGAGUAUGUUUGUCGAUUAUGUAAAUUACAAUUUACGUCUGACGGUGAAUUGUCAAAGCAUACAUGUAAAAAUCCGUUGGAAAAUUCAGAAGGUAAAACUAAAAAUCAGAUUGAGAAAAAAAUGAAUACUUCAAGAGCAAAAGAAACAGAAUCUGCCAUAUUAAAAGGUUCCGAAUUGUCAGAAAAAGAUUACAUCGAUGGUCUGAAACUAGUUUUUUCAUGGAAUUGUGGAUUUUGUAAUAAACCAUUUUCUACGUGGACUGAAUUUGAGGAACACAAUUUAAACCACUUAAAAGUAAAUGAAUAUCCAGGCUAUUCAUGUUUUCUACGACAAAAUAGUCAACCUGCAUACAUUUGCAAUAUAUGUAGACAUCUUAGCAGUAAUUUAUCUGAUUUAAUGAAACAUUGGGCUUCACAUGAUAUUAUUAAAUUCAUAUGUAAUUACUGCAAUGAAAAAUGGUCAACUCUAAAAUUGUUUAUUAUACAUAUUCGAUCAUCAUGUUGGAAAUUUAAACCAGGCUGUUCAGUGGUGUUGAAUAAUCAACGACCCUUUUCAAACGUUAGUCAAACGAGAUUUGAAAAUGUUGAAGAAAUGAUACAACACGAUAAUCAUAAAUCUAAUAGUGAUAAUAAUACAAAAAUAAACACCGUAGAGGCUACAAAAACACCAAAAAAACCAUUUCAACCAUUAAUAUCAAAAGACAACAUUAAAGUUCUAAAUACUUCAAAUUUCAAUUUAACUACUACAAAUGAUUUAAUUGUCAAUCAAUCUGCUGUGAAUUUUGAUCAAAAUAGACCAAUACUACCUAAUGAAUCAACUUUAAACGUUUCUAAUAGUUUACGGAAGAUAACCAAAUCGAUUUCUUCAGAGAAACAAAUAAAUUUAAGUAAUAAUACAAUUAGUAACACAAUGUCUUCCAAUACAAACUUAUUGAACAAUGCCACGAUUGAUUGUGUAAAUGAUAAUCCAGUUCAGUUAGUGUCUUUGAUAUUGGAUGAAUUGGGAAACAUUCAAGUUGUUCCAAAUAAUUCAGGAAUUAGUAUUUCUAAAAGUGGUUCAACUUUUCAAGGACCACAAGUUAUUACAAAUAGUUUACCAAUUUUGAGUAGUUCUAAUGAAAUUAUUACUACAAAUAACAUUGGAUCUGUUGUAAAUAAGCUUGUAAUAAAAGUUGUAAAUAGUGGACAGACCAAUACUCCCACUAAUAAAAAUACAUCAAUUGUUGAACAGUCAAGACUGAUAACACCAAUAAAUGAUUCUAAUAAAGAUGAAAAGAAUGAUAAAAGUCAAGAAAAUGUAUUGAGCAUACGAUCUCAAGAGAAAGUUACAAUUCAUGAAGUUGCAAAAAAAAAUACAAACACGACUACAGUUUCAAGUAAAAAUGUGCCAGAUCCUAUAAUAGUUGAUUCUUCUUCGAGUGAUCAUGAUAGUGAGAUAUUGGUUGAAAAAAUAUGCCCUAGUUCAGAUAAUAACCAUGUUAAUGAUACUUCUAAAGAUACUCCAACUGACAUACCAAAAAAAACAGAUGAUGAAGUAAAAAUCAUAGGCACUUCUCCAAGUAAAACUGAUUCUAAUCCUCGUCCAUUUUUACGAGUAAAAAAUUUUUCAGAGCUUCAAGCUGUUAAAAAUCAUACAUGUAAUCAAUGUCGAGCUGCUUUUGAUAAUGAAACUUCAUUGAAUGAGCAUUUAAAUGCUCAUAUGAACAGUUUAAACAGAAGAAGUGGCAAUCCAACAAUGCGAGCUGCUCUUGUUUUACCAGUAACAGAUACUGCUUCAAGUAACUCCCCUAAUAAACAAAGAGUCACUCAUGUUACAUCAAAUAUUGUAGGAAAAAGAAUUCUUCCUCCUAUACCACAAAGAAUUCGGAAUGUUAAUGCCAGAAUAGCAAUGCCUUUAGUUAAUCGCAAUUCUACUGAAGAACGAGUCAAUAGGAAUUUUCCGCAAGUAAUGGCCGAAUUUUCCUGUCCACUGUGUAAUUUUUGUACUACUAAAGAGGAAGAAUUUCAACAACAUUUAGUACUUCACUACAAUGAGACUUUAAGUAAUACACAAGAUGUUUCUACAAUUGUGAGUAAUCCAAGUCAAUCUAAAAUAAUUUCUCAAAUUCCUAAUACUUCUCAAAUUGUAAGUCAUUUUGCACCAAACUCAUCAAUUGCAACUGUGACGUCAGUUGAUUCAGUGAAAAACAGACCAAAAAUGUUCAAUUGUAAGUUAUGUUCUUUUGCAACAUUUGAGAAAAACGACAUUAUCACACAUGUUGCAACUCAUUGUACAAGGCCGCCACAAUUUAUAACCAAUGUUCAAAAUCGCAAUGAUACUCUACAAUCAUCAGUUUAUUAUCCACCAGUGAAUACUAAUGCUGCUACUUCAUUAUGCCCAAUGUACAACUGCUCAACUUGUCGCAAUUUCCAAACUAAUUCGUACGAAGAAUUAAAUAAACAUAUUAGAGAUACACAUUUUAUUUCUCAAAAAUUUACGACUUAUCUACAUUGUACUCAAUGUCAGUUGUAUUUUACUAAUGAUGAGACACUGAAAAAUCAUAUAAAUACUUAUCAUAUGAACUUUUGUAAAGUUUGUCUACGACGAUUUGAAAACUAUACGGAUUUUGUAAAUCACCUUUGUUGUCCACAAAAAUGGAAAUAGAAUCAUAAACAUUGUUAGACGUAAAUAAAUUUGUUUACAAUUAUUUUUUUCAAUCAGUUAUUUAAUUGAAAUAGUCAAUACAUUAAAACAUCAAUCAUGGUUUAUUAUAUUAUAAGAAAGACUUAACUAUUUUUUUA
Chelonus insularis is the source of this 4827-nucleotide messenger RNA. RefSeq lists its product as uncharacterized. The transcript is spliced from 2 exons. Gene Ontology annotation, biological process: regulation of transcription by RNA polymerase II. NCBI's taxonomy places the organism in Eukaryota, Metazoa, Arthropoda, Insecta, Hymenoptera, Braconidae. Gene Ontology annotation, cellular component: chromosome. The record is from RefSeq and is a predicted model, not a curated record. Gene Ontology annotation, molecular function: chromatin insulator sequence binding. Bases 554 to 4690 code for a protein of 1378 amino acids.